Procambarus clarkii (red swamp crayfish) is the source of this 6622-nucleotide messenger RNA. RefSeq lists its product as uncharacterized. The record is from RefSeq and is a predicted model, not a curated record. Lineage: Eukaryota; Metazoa; Arthropoda; Malacostraca; Decapoda; Cambaridae.
AGGUGCGUGGCUGCCCCAGGGCUCAGUCAGCAGCACCCGUGUGGAGAAAAACACACACACACACAAACACACACAGGCCAUCGAUCCAGUGUGAUUCCCGCCACGGCCGCUAGAUGGUGUGUCCUUCGUCACAGCCAACUUUCCCAGACUUCAGUAGCUGUAGAGACUUUAUCGCCGUGGGCUGUACGCCCUCUCCUGCCCGCCCGCGACCACACAUGUUCCCCUUAACGCGGGCGCGGUAAGAUGGCAUCUGCGGCACUGAACAGCGGGCUGCUGGAGGCACUGGUGUCACGGGGGACGACACCCCACGCUGGGAGGGACGCCCACGCCCUCCCUCCCUCCCCAAACACCGCCGGCGACGACACCGCUGCACCCCAUCACGCCUACCUGCACGCCCACUUCCAGGCCGUCACCUCCCACUACUCCUCGGGGGGCGACCCCCACGACAUGUCAACCUCCGGAGGUGACGCCACGACAGAAGACGAAGAGACCAGCCUCAACGACCAGCUCGCCCACUACUACAGCAAGGCACUGGGCGACGACCACCUUUCCGUCUCGGCCAAGAAGCGACGCAAACAGAGCAAGCCGGUGCGCCUCCCCACGCCCCACGGCGAGACGGGCGACACUCACCAACAAACGCCAAUUAAAACAGAAGAAACGCAGUUCGAUUCCGAAAUAUCAAAUCCCUCACCGGAAGCGGACGAAAGCUUCACGUGUCCUCACUGCCACCUGCAAAUGUCCUCCGACGACAGCAUCAGACGACACAUUAUCGAGGAGCACAUUGGACGUCUCCUGAGCGACGACGAAGCCCGCCAGCAGCAGCUGCGACAAGAGCAAGAGAGCGCAGAGCGACUCAAGAGUGAGGAGAGGGCCACACCCCUCAACCUCUCCAGUCCCAGGUGGGAGGGCGGAGGGCCGCCCAACAGACCGCACGAUGACCAUGGAAGUAGCCCGCCCAUCUCAGUUCCUAUGCCACCAUCUUUCGGAGAUAUGAAAUUCUCUUUACCCGGCCUCUUGCCGUUAGGUCCACCUCAUUUUCUGUUGCCGUUCCUGCAACAUGCGGAGCACGAACGCCUUUCAGCGGGAAGUCAUCCCCCAAAGAAUCCUUCACCAUCUUCCUUAGCCAAUAGUCAGCACCAUCGAAUCUUUAACCAACAGGCGUAUUGCGAUCUCUGCAACAAAGAAUUCUGCAAUAAGUACUUCCUCAAAACUCACAAAGCCAAUAAGCACGGUAUAUAUUCUCCCGAGUUUAGCAGCUCUCCCACGGGCUUGGCCUCUGGUCACUCCACUCCUCUGGGUCCCAGUGUAUCCCUGGCCUCUCCGAUGGGUCCCAGUGUUCCUCUCGCAUCACCCAUGGGUCCUAGUGUUCCGCUCGCUUCACCUAUGGGUCCUAGUUUCAGUGCAGGUGGCCUAGUAGGGUCUCCUUAUGCUGGAGCCUUCAUUGCAGCUACCAUGAGCAAUUUCCCGCUGAGACCGCCACUUCUGUCCACCCCUGCUAGUGUCAGCAAACCCAUGCCCAUGGUAAAGACAGAACCUAGCAGCAGCAGCAGUAACAACAGCAAGCCUGGAGGAGUCAUUAAUCUGGAGGCUUAUUGUGAGCUGUGCCAAAAGGAAUUUUGCAACAAAUACUUCUUAAAGCGUCACAAGUCGAAGAUCCACGGCAUAAGCAUCGAUGUAGUAACUAAACCCAAGAGCCCUGGUCAGGUGCUCGUCCGAGUGGCGCCAGAUAGACCUGAAGGCUGGUGCGAUGCCUGUAGGAGGGAUAUCGGAGGGCGAGCAGCACUCAACACCCACAAGUUGCAAGCCCACGGACCCCACAUCGUUGCUCCUCUCCCCUCACCCCAUAGCACCUCUCCUCAGUCUGCAAGAAACCCAAGAACUCCAACACCUAGUGAGGGACGCAAGCACAGUCCAGAUCGCAGAGACCCCAGGGAGUACUUCAGUCCAUGGGAGGCACUGAAGGAAUCUCGAGAGCAAAUACGAGAACUCUGGGACUCUGGAAAAAAUAUUGGGGAACUUACUAGAGAACCAAGGGACCAAUCAAGAGAUACGCCAGCACGAAGUCCUUGGGAAAGGCCCUUGGGAUCACCCUGGGAUGCUUUAAGAGAAAUACCUAGAAAUGCUGAGGGAUCAAGAGAAUCGAUGAAGGAAAACCAUCAGAGUAGCGACUCUUGGGGUAAACAGGAACCCCAUAGCAGCAAUGAGCAGUACAAUCAACGGGAAGAACGGGACGAACCUCUCCCACACCUCGAUCGGUUAGCAGAGUCCUCGCAUGACUUUCCCCUCGACGCACACGACAUGCAGACGGUGCGGGAAGAGCAGCAGCGGGAGUGGGAAAGGCAACAACAACGAGAUUUGGAGCAGCAUCAUCGCGAACGUUUGCAGCAACAAUAUUUAGAACGUGAACGGCAACACCGUGAACGAGAGAGGGAGAGAGAACUGCAACAGAGAGAACGUGACCAAUGGGAACGAGAGCGACAACGGGAACGAGAUUUAUAUAGAGAACAGCAGCUGGAACAUGAACGAUACGAACGUGAACAACGGGAGAGGAUGCUAGGUAAUCAAAAACAUGACCAUGAGCAAAAAGAGGAAAACAAAUCUGCUAGUCAGGCUGAAAGUUCGUUGGAGCAACUUUAUCAGGAGAGAGAAGAACAGCACUCAGAACAACAGAAUAGUGAGGCAGAGAGUGAACUUGAGAAAGGAGAGCGCACCAACUUUAAGGAAAUUACGGAAGAUUUUAAGGAAAAGGCUCAUAUUAGUAUCAAACAAGAGCCUGAAAGACAAGAAGAGGAAGGCACAGAGAGGCGGGAAGAACGACCAGAAAGUCGCCAAGGUCUAAGAAUUCACGAGGGGGAAAUGCCCGAUAGGGAAAAAAUCUACGAACGGCGAGAAGGGCCCGCUGGACCUGAAGUAGACCCUGAAGGCCGUGAAGGAAGCCUCGUGGGUCUCGACAGUAGUCUUGAGGGCCGUGAGGCAGGACCAGAGGGCCGGGAUAGUGCUCGAGACCCUAUUCGUGAAGGUCAUCGAACUCCCGGGGGAAGCAGCGCUGAUGAAAGCUCCCGAGACACUGGCAUUAUUGCCCGGGUGGGUCAGCCGGCCAUGGUGCAGGCGCCUCCAGGGACCAAGUUUACACAUGAGCAGCUGCGUCAGUUGGGAGUAAUCAACCCCGACGCUUUCUGUGAACUCUGUUGCAAAGAGUUUUGCAACAAAUAUUUUCUCCGUACACAUCGAAUUAAGAAACAUGGCAUUUAUACCCCUGAAUUCUCUGACAGAAGCAAAAGUCAACAAAAGGAGAGCUCCCCAAUGAACCUAGCUCGACUACUGGAGCGACAGGCCCUUUAUGUGCGUCCAACACUACCGGACAUGGAAGGUGACCUUGAAUGUGAUUUAUGUCGUCGUCCGUUCCCCAAUCCUUACCUACUACAGAUGCACAAAUACUAUUUCCAUGGAUCAGGCCAAGAAGCUGGACAAGAGCCUCUUUCUUUUCACCCACACCAGUCACCGCACGAGCAGCUGCGACAACUUGCGCUGCAUGCUCAACAACAGGCUAGACAACAGCAACAGCAGCACCAAAAGAGACUACAAGAACAGCAUAAGCAACUAGAGUUUCAGCAGAGGUUAUUGAAGCAGGAAGAUGAGCAGAGGGAGCAGGCUCGACUGGAGCUUGAGAGGCCACAACAAACAGUUAACUCGGAUGAAGGUCAACCAGAGAGGGCUGAAGAUGUGCCCCGUCCCUCGGUGAUCGAAUCUGCUGGCUCCGGGGAGUCCGACGCCAGCGAAGACCUCCGAAAACUUCAAUCUAUGAUACUCCAGCUGAACCGUCAAGGAGAAAUGGGUCUGAGAUGUAGGAUGUGCAACAAAGACGUCGGUAACAAGUAUUUUCUUCGUGCGCACAUGAUGACUGAACAUGGGAUUCUGGGGAACGAGGAGGGCUCGGCGCCUUCCAGCGAAGGAGCUCAGACUCCAAAACCCCCAAGGGAAGCCAAUCUAAAAGCAUCACCUCCAUCCACACCUACCUCAGGAGAAAAUCAAGCGUUUUGUAACAUCUGCAAGAAAGACUUUUUCUCCCGGUACAUCCUGCAGCAGCACCUCCUCAGCACCCACGGGGUGUUCACGCCACCCGCGCCGCCCACCUCCUUCAUGGAGCGAAUUAGGGCGGAAGUAGAGAGUCGAGAAGAAAGAAAACCUCAGUCUACCUCUCGAUCCUACUGUGAAAUAUGCAACAAAGAACUGUGUAAUAAAUACUUUAUGAAGACACACAUGCUUAAGAUGCACGGCAUCAAUGUAGAGAACGGGGUCUCAGGCGGCGUGACUUGUGACCUGUGCAACAAAGAACUGUGCAGUAAAUAUUUCCUGCGCGUACACAAACAAAACACUCAUGGAAUGGUCGAAGAAGGACGCGAGGGAGACGAAGGAAUUGUUCAGUCCGAGAUCGAAUCCUGUCCUCUGUGUCCUCGGCGUUUCAAGAACCGCAAAUGGCUCAAGACUCACUUGACGAGCGACCAUGACGACGCCGGCAAGGAAAAGUGGCGCGAGAUUGAGACUUCAUUGGGCUUAGAGGAGUCGCCGAAGAAGACUGGGCCGACGUGUGGCCUGUGCGGUCUUGCCGUGCCUGAUUUGGUCUCUCUGCAACUGCACGUCAUCAAGAUGCACGGCUCUCCAGACGCAUCUAUUGACACCGACCUACAGACUGCAGCCGAGGAUUCCAAGACCCGAACCCUGCAGUGCUCCAUAUGUCCUUUCACAGCACAAUCACCAGCAUUACUCAUUGCCCAUGCCCGUACCCACGCCCGGGGCAUGCCGCCCUUACCGGGUGUUUUAGGACAGACGUUUCCGUGUCCGCUGUGUUCACAAGUAUUGCCAGGGCUGGAAGCCUACCAGCACCAUCUUCUGCAGCAUCAGCUUCAGGGUCUUCUGAAGCCUUUACUCGAGAAAGAAGUGCACUCAGCAGAGCCCGAAACCUCUGAGCCCCUCAAGGUGUCAGCGGGGACGAGCGAUGAAGCCCCGGCGCCCGCCCCGGCCCCGAAGCGAAGGAAGCGCUGGCGAUGUUCUCAGUGCGGCCGUCGCUUCAGGUCACGUGCGCUGUGUCUGGCGCACGUGCACGCCACGCACAACCCCCGCGCACGUGGCACCUGGCUCGGCCGUCCACCUGUCCACCGCCGCCUUUUCAAGUGUCGGAAAUGCGGCGCAGUGGCGCAGCGCCUAGCGGCGUUGCGCCAGCACAUCCGGGAGCAGCACCGCGCGGGUCCGGGCGUGCCGACCACCCACGCCACGCCCACUAAGCCGCAGUCAGCGGGACGUUUCGUGAUGCAACCGUUCCUAAUGAACAAUGAGGGAUGUGAGGGAGGUGGCGGGAGUGAGAGGGAGGAGGAGAGGCAGGGUGAGAGACAGUUCGUGCCCUCCUUGGUGUACCUGCCCGUGGCCCGCCGUGUCCAUCGGCCCCUCACCGUGUCCUUCAGCCUCACGCCCGCGUGAGCCCCACGUGGCCACUGGGCGCUCCACUACUCAGGGUCUCGCUCUUCUACAAAGUACAAUCACGGGGCGGACUGGGCCCUCAACUGCACUGCUGAGGGCCCAGUCCGGCGGGCCGCGGGGCCCCACUCUCCUCCCCUGCGCACGGGUGCUACACGCCCGCCGCUGUGGGCGCUCUGACGCCCAUGGUAACGCGGGCGGGAUGAUUUGACGCGGGCGGUGCUGGGCGUGGCUCGCGGCUCGCUCCGUACUCUCCUCUAUAUCACUGUACCUCAGUACUAAUCAAAACCGGGGGACAGCCCACUACCCACGGCUGCGCCCUCGGGGCGUGGGCGUGGGGGCGUGCGGUCCGGGUUGUGAGGGCGCGGGCAGGGCGGGGGUGUUGGUUGUGAUCAACACAAUGCUAUAUUAGGUGGCCUCCACCAGCUCCACGCGAUUCAAGCACACCCACCCACCCAACACUGGUCACUCAUACUUCAUCAUCCACCACGCCCACCCUCAUACCACAUCACCCACCACGCCCACCCUCAUACCACAUCACCCACCACGCCCACCCUCAUACCACAUCACCCACAUAUCAUUCUCCGUGUGUUAUUUGAUGCCCCAAGUCUCAUCAUCUCACGCUAUCUCACGUAAUCAUGUGUUCUGUGAGAUGAAAUGUUCACAGAUCUUGUCACUCAAGUCUAGGGUCUCUCUGUGGCCAGUGCUUCUGUCUCUCCUCUGUGACCCAUGUCACUGUCUCUAUGUCCCAGCAUCUUCAUAUCUUACACAUUACCUUAUAUGUUUAGCUAUAUAUUCAUACAUGUAAACGCGUCUAGCUCUCUCCUUGGUACCUGGCAGCUGAUUAUCUUACGUUUAUAUUCUCUGAUUUUUAUAUCAUCUUGGUAUACCUAGAUGCUGAUAAUCUCUUCUAGGAAUAUCUUGAUACUAAUUAUUUUAUGUAGCAAUACCUGGAUGACGGUUAUCUCGUAAUUAUCCCAUCUAGACAUACGUGGAUGCUAAUCAGCAUCCAGGUAUUUAUAAUUGAGAUAAUUAGCAUCCAGGCAUUGCUAGAUGAGAUAAUCAGCAUUCAUAUUCAGCAUUCUUUCAUAUUCAUAAUCAGCAUUCUUUCAUAUUCAUGAUCAGCAUUUUCAUAUUCGUAUUCAGCAUU